GACCGGUCAGAGGAAAAAGACGAUAAAUCAGAGACAGAACAUGAGCCUGAUGCCCAGGGGGAGUUAGAAUUUAGGAGGAAUCCCCGACGGAAUCGUCAACUACCUGCCCGUUUUCGGCGCAUUAUCAUUAACGAUAUUUCUACUUUUUCAGAUUCCAGUAAAAGUCCGAGGUCAGGCCGAGGCGAUGCUACAUGUAGCCAAAAAUUAAGCUGUCCAGAUUGCGAUGCAAAGUUCCGGCGCAGAGAUAAUCUACGCAGUCACAUUAGACGCAAACAUCGGGGGCACAGAAGUCAUGACAAACCGAAUACUGAGGAUCCAAAGACAGAAACGCAGGAUACGAAAGUGGAAGAUACGGAGCAUAGAGAGGAAAGCUGGAGAGGGGAAAUCCUACAGUUAUCCCCUGGCUCGGAAACGUUGGUCGAAGAGGUUUUGAACCAGCCGGCUCCGAAAGUCUGGUUGAUUCAAGGUAAACCUGCUAUGUUGACGGCCUCUGCCAGAGAGCAGCUACGGAUGGAGAAAAAGACAGAAGCAGACCUACCAGGACUGCAGGCGGAAGUCCUUUCGCAAAUCACCAAAGUCCACGACGACGUGGAGGACACCUUUUACGUCAAAGGCGAAGUUGUCCGGGUUCGCCGCUACAAGAGGACCUUCUUCAUGUCAAGAAAAAGAACUUAAGAGAGUUAAAUAGAGUAGUUAUAUUAGUUGAUGACACAGAGGUAUCCU
This is a messenger RNA of Anneissia japonica, 723 nucleotides long. RefSeq lists its product as uncharacterized. The record is from RefSeq and is a predicted model, not a curated record. The annotation marks the transcript as partial. NCBI's taxonomy places the organism in Eukaryota, Metazoa, Echinodermata, Crinoidea, Comatulida, Comatulidae. The transcript has 2 exons.